Molecule: messenger RNA, 1682 nt
Organism: Phaethon lepturus (White-tailed tropicbird)
Lineage: Eukaryota; Metazoa; Chordata; Aves; Phaethontiformes; Phaethontidae
Gene: RGL1
Product: ral guanine nucleotide dissociation stimulator-like 1
Exons: 13
Biological process (GO): positive regulation of GTPase activity; Ras protein signal transduction
Cellular component (GO): plasma membrane
Molecular function (GO): guanyl-nucleotide exchange factor activity
Source: RefSeq, a predicted model, not a curated record
AUGGGUUCCAUAGCACUUCCCCCUCUAACCUAUAUGAUGAAGAGGAACUGGAGAUCAGCAGUCCAGAAGAAUUCUCUUUUUUCCAAGAAGACCUUGUGGCAGAACAGUUGACAUACAUGGAUGCGGAACUCUUUAAGAAAGUUGUUCCCUACCACUGUUUGGGAUGCAUUUGGUCUCGAAGGGAUAAGAAAGAAAACAAGCACCUGGUACCUACCAUCAGAGCCACCAUCUCUCAGUUCAAUGCAGUUACCAAAUGUGUUGUCAGCACUAUCCUGAAGAGCAAAGAACUCAAAACACAGCAAAGAGCCAAAAUCAUUGAGAAGUGGAUUCAUAUUGCACAUGAAUGUAGGAUCCUGAAGAAUUUUUCCUCCUUGAGGGCCAUCAUUUCAGCACUGCAGUCCAACUCCAUCUAUCGGCUAAAGAAGACCUGGACGUGUGUUCCAAAGGACAUAAUGCUGAUGUUCGAAGAACUGUCUGAUAUCUUCUCAGACCAUGACAAUUAUUUGACAACUAGGGAGCUGCUAAUGAAGGAAGGAACAUCCAAAUUUGCGAAUCUGGACAGCAGUGUGAAAGAAAAUCAGAAAAGGACACAGAGGCGACUGCAACUUCAAAAAGAUAUGGGAGUAAUGCAAGGCACGGUACCUUAUCUUGGUACCUUCCUCACUGAUCUCAUCAUGCUUGACACAGCCCUUCAGGACUAUAUCGAGGGUGGCCUGAUAAAUUUUGAGAAGAGGAGAAGGGAAUUUGAAGUAAUUGCCCAAAUUAAGCUCUUGCAAUCUGCAUGUAACAGCUAUUGCAUCACACCAGACCAAAAAUUCAUUCAGUGGUUCAGGAGACAGGAGCAUUUAACUGACGAGGAGAGUUACAGCCUUUCACGUGAGGUUGAAGCAGCUGCUGACACUAGCACCACAUCGCCGAAAUCUCGGAAAAGCAUGGUGAAGAGGUUCAGCCUACUGUUCCUAGGCUCUGAGGUGAUUGCCCAUAGCACACCCAUCAAAGAGCAACCCAAAUCUACCCCAGGAGGGAGCUCUGGUGAAAGCACGGACUCGGCCAGUGUUUCGUCGUGCGAGCUGAAUCACUCUGAAUCUGAAGACGCCUGCGUCACUCCCAUAGGCACUCCUGAGGAGCCUCAGAAAAAGCUCUCUGAAUCCUCCUCCUCCUCCUGCUCAUCCACCCAUUCCAUGGACACGUCUUCCUCGGGGGUGUCAUCAUGUAUCUCAUCUCCUCCCUUGCCGUCCCCCAACGACAAGUGCUCUGUCUCCGUGACACCCAUUACCUCAAAAGCACCAGCUCCUGUUUACAACCAGCAGAACAAAGACACCUGCAUCAUCCGGAUCAGCACCGAAGACAACAAUGGCAAUAUAUACAAGAGCAUCCUGCUAACUAGCCAAGACAAAACUCCUGCUGUCAUCCAGAGAGCUAUGUUGAAGCACAACCUGGAAUCUGACACAGCUGAGGAUUAUGAGCUUGUACAGAUCAUCUCUGAGCACAAAGAGCUGGUGAUCCCAGGCAACGCCAACGUGUUCUACGCCAUGAACACCCACGUCAACUUCGACUUCCUCCUGCGGAAAAAAGCUUCGGUCAAGGGGCAGGUGAAAAUAAGGAGCCACUGCAGCCUGACACUCGCCAGAACUGCGAAACGGGGGUGUUGGAGCAGCAGGCUCAGCAAAAUCACACUGUGA